Opisthorchis viverrini is the source of this 3370-nucleotide messenger RNA. RefSeq lists its product as hypothetical. Bases 1 to 2751 code for a protein of 916 amino acids. Gene Ontology annotation, cellular component: cytoplasm. The transcript has 8 exons. Gene Ontology annotation, molecular function: protein tyrosine/threonine phosphatase activity; MAP kinase tyrosine/serine/threonine phosphatase activity. The record is from RefSeq and is a predicted model, not a curated record. Gene Ontology annotation, biological process: negative regulation of MAPK cascade; protein dephosphorylation. NCBI's taxonomy places the organism in Eukaryota, Metazoa, Platyhelminthes, Trematoda, Opisthorchiida, Opisthorchiidae.
AUGCCACACAAAAGAGAAAUAAGAUGGUGCUCUAACUCACCACUUGGGCCAAGUGAGCGAGAAUUUACUGACCGGAAGGUCCGCGGUUCGAAUCCGACCUCCGCCACUCGACUUCCCCUGUCUGGACCUGGGCAACCUGGCAGUAUCCCAGCCCUCGUGCUUCCCUCAGGUGGCAUGUUGAUGGACGAAUCAUCCCUCCAGUCAACUGUCCAGUUGGUCGAUCCAGGAUGUCUGGCAGAGAGGAUCCGUAUGGAUCAAUCAUUUAUCUUAUUGGAUGUGAGGUCCUUCGUAGACUACAACACAAAUCACAUCACCCAAGCUGUAAAUAUUGGGGGCAAUCGAGGUUUUCGGAGAAAAUUUCUCCAGCUGAUGGUAUGUUCUAUGUUUACAAUACUUUAUGCAGUACUCGUAUUUCAGGUCCCUAUAGAUGUCUUUAUUCAGCGUCUUAUGGGCUUACCACAUGAUACUGACGCACUCCACGCCACUCCUGUAGUCGUGUAUGACCAUUGUCUGGAUGACCUCCGGAACCUAAGCCCCGAUUGUUUUUUACACUCCGUCCUUGGACAACUGUCGAAAAAGUUUUGCUCAAUAUUUUUAUUAAAGGGUGGAUUCUUAACUUUCCAUGCACUCUAUCCAGAGUUGUGCUGGGAAAGUCCCAAAAGGCUUGCCGGGGAAGAUGUGGCCGAAUACCAUCAUUCUGACUGCGAUUUGGAGCACAUUUUGGCCAGCUGUGAAGAAACCGUUCCUUCUACUGCUCUUGUGUCCUCUUCAUCGGUUGCUGAGUCCAGUGACAUUUUCAGGAGCUCUGCCAGUUUCACACCCAUGACAGCUACACCCCAACUCACGCAAUCGACUCAUAUGUCCAAAAGUGUGAAGCGAGCGAGCGGUAUUCACAGCGGUUACCAGAAGGAAACUUCCUUCCCCGGUUUAUCCUCAUCUGACAGUCCACGUCCCUCACCCAUCCUACCCCACCUGGUUUUGGGAAGUCAACUGGAUGCGUUAUCCGCAGCUGUCUGUCAUCAAUACGGAAUCACGCAUGUAAUCAAUGUUUCUGUUGACGGAUCUGCGCCUCCGCAUAUUCCGGUCGAAAACUUUUACCGUAUCGCGGUCAACGACAACUACACGGACCGGAUGCGACCAUAUUUCGAGCAAGCUUUCCAAUUCAUAGAUCAGGUGAAGGCUAACAGGGGCCGUGUCCUUGUUCACUGUUCAGCAGGGAUUUCGCGCUCGCCCACUCUGGCCAUAGCAUACCUCAUGUAUACUUGUCGUAUUUCCCUUCGGAAAGCCUACAGCAUCAUCAAGAACGGUCGGGCAACAAUAGCUCCUAAUUUCAAUUUCCUCGGGCAGUUGGUUGAAUUUGAGCGUGAACUUUUCCCUGCCUCCGAACCAUCUUCAGGUGAGCCACAUGCGGUCCUUUCCUCCUUGGAUGUUGAAUCCACUAUCCCAGCCACUUUAGCGUUGGUUGCUGAUAAAAUCGACUCACCAACCGCUUCUACACCAACAACAGCAACUUGCGUGAGGCCAAUCGUGCGACGUCCUUCGUUUGUCGUUGCCUCCCGUUCGUCCUUGUCACCUAAGCACUCAAUGAUGAAGAAACGGGAUCGCCCUACUUAUCUCAGCCUAGAGGCUCCAGGAUGCUCCACCACAUCCCGUACAUACCUUCCGGGUAAUAAUUUGGAUAUUAGUCCCACCGAGGGUAAACGGAGCCGAGUUUCAUGCCUUACCACAUUUUCCAGAGGAUCAGCGAGCCUUCUACCUUCUCCUUGUACUGUUCUGUCGAGACUGGAAUUGUCCUCUCCGUCAGAUGUGUAUUCGCACUCGGUUGUAUCUGCUCAGCAGCUGGCGUUUCCAGCGACCUCAGAUCAUAACUGUAAGCGUAAACCAUAUGAUAUUACUACGGCCUUGUUUAUUCAUCCAUCAACAAGCUUAGACAAACUCUACUUCGAACCGUGUUCCGUGAGUGAUUAUCAUCAUCCUCGUCGCGACAGGUUACUGCGUUCAGUGACAUCACUACCCGUUCCACCUCGACGUCCAACGCUUCUGGCCGAGCGACGUUUAUCGUCCCAAGCCAGUGCCCCGACUACUCCGCAGUCCUCCUCUAUAGAUUGCCCGUUACUACCUAUUCCGAGACCUUUGCACCCUAAAAAUGAAGCAACUGCCUUUUCCCGUCCCACUUCGACAAAUCCCACGAUCCCUUUGCCCGUCAGUUUUGCUCACAAUGAGUCAGCUUCUCUGCUGACGAAACAGAAGGCAAAGGUGGAUUCGUCGUCCUCCACUGAAGCGCCCGGUCGUGUUCUAUCUAGCACAUACUGUGAUAUCAGACCGCCAGGAUUUACUGACACACGUUCGUGUUCAGUAGACAGCUUAUGCAGGACGUCGACCAGGAAGUUGCUUUUUUGCUCGGCGCGCUCAAACUCAGCAAGUGGUCGUGGAUCACGAGUCAGUUUUAGUGCGCCAGCUGGCCCAACCAACACCCCUAUUUCACCCUUUAUGACUCCCAACUUGCGGAACUCCGUUUCUGCGGGCCAGGAUGUGUCCUGGUCUUCUCUGUACCCGGGAGCGACACCCCUACUCACCGUACGUCGUGCUCGUGGCCCCCUUCGCCCAACUGCAUUUGAAUCUUGUCGCCAAGAACAGCAGCAAUUAUUCCACCAAUCAUCGAGUAGCAGUAGUAGUAAUCUUUCCUGCUCAUCGACAGGUCCGAACCCCACGCACAAUGGCAGCCAUUUCAACCCAUACCCCGUUUCAUAAUGCUCAUCAACCCUACGUAUACAGUACUAGCGUUGUUCCAGUCAAUUUCAACAGGAUUUGUGCGUCCUUUUAGUUUACUUUUCCCAUUUGGAAACAGAAUCUCCGUUUUUAUUUGUUUUUUAAACAUUCAUUGGAAAGCGUACUAAUGUUGUGUAUGUCUAUACUCAUUUGUUGCAUGAUCCUGCUUCAUCCCAUUUCAGUUCUCCAACGGUACCAUAAACAUUCAAUAUCAGGGAUAUUUGCUCUAUUUUCCUCCCAAACAGAGCAACCGUAACAAUAUUUUCCCUUCUUAAACCUCUGCCUACUACCACCGUCUUCUCAGCAGUAUGUGCAUUCCAGCAAGCCUGAGUGGUUCAUGACAUCGAAGUCAACGCUCAUGCCUUUCAAAAAGCACCUAUCUGCGAAUUAAAGAAUUUUCGUCGCCGGAAAAACCCACCGCACAUUAUUUGUACUUCUUAACUUGUUUCGUCCCGCUUGUUUCUAGCGUAGCAGUGUUGAAUUUCUCACUGAAGCUCGUAGCUCUUUUCCUCAGUUUUGGCGGUAUUUUGAAGUUCCGGUUCUUUUUAAUGUGUUUUAGCGUGAUCAUGUUCUCGGUCGCCACAGGGGACCAUCAGAAAUC